Solea solea (common sole) is the source of this 2508-nucleotide messenger RNA. Its product is annotated as E3 ubiquitin/ISG15 ligase TRIM25-like. Gene Ontology annotation, molecular function: protein binding; zinc ion binding. NCBI's taxonomy places the organism in Eukaryota, Metazoa, Chordata, Actinopteri, Pleuronectiformes, Soleidae. Bases 12 to 1712 code for a protein of 566 amino acids. The record is from RefSeq and is a predicted model, not a curated record. The transcript has 6 exons.
AUACUUCCUCUAUGUGUGUGUGUUGCAAGGAGAAAAUGGCCAACAAACAGGAACUGUUUGACUGCUCCGUCUGUUUACUGUUGCUGGAGGAUCCAGUGAUGACUGAGUGUGGACACACUUACUGUCUGAAGUGCAUCAAUGCCAUCUGGGAUAGCAACAGUAAUGGAGGGAGUAGUUACAGCUGCCCUCAGUGUAGACAGACUUUCUUUUCGAGGCCUGUUUUGGAGAAGAACACACGUCUGUCUGACCUGGUGGAGGAGCACAAGAGGAGAACAGGUCACAGUAGUUCUGCUGCUGCUGAGGAUGAUGUUGAUGUUGAACCUAGUUUGCAGUGUGACGUGUGCACCAGGAGGAAACAGAAAGCAUGCAUGUUCUGUCGUGUGUGUUUUGCCUUUUACUGUGACACUCAUGUGCAACCUCACUAUGAGGCACCUGACCUGAAACACCACAGUCUGAUUCCAGCCUCAGUCAGGAUCCAGGAGAGCAUCUGCAGGCGCCAUUUCAGGCCUUUUGAGAUUCACUGCCUCACUGAUCAACAGUUCAUAUGUCUGACGUGUGCAGCGGACGACCACAAAGACCAUGACACUGUGACAGUUGAAGCAGAACAGCGUGAGAUGCAGAUAAAACUAGAGGAGACGAAACAGGACAUCGGCGAGCGAGUGCUGCAUUCACAGAUGAAAAUGGCCCAACUGCGAGAUGCUGGAGACUCUAUCAGAGAUGCUGCAUGGGAGGCGUGCGAUGACUUUGAGCGGCUGUGUGAGGAGCACGUCCGCUCAUAUGUCAGCUCUGUGGUGAGGAAAUGCUCUGAGAUGAAAGACAAACUUGGAGAGGCAGAGAAAGCUGGAGUGGACUGGACAGACUGCCAGUUCGGGCAACUGCAGAGUGUAAUUUCAGAACUGAAGCGCCGAGAAGUUAAACUCAACCAGCUGUCUCUAACUGAGGAUCCCAUCCAGUUUAUUCGGGAUUUCCAGGCUUUGGGUGACCUGCCAACAUUUCAUCACUCAGACGGAAGUCUCAACACGUUGACACAGUUUGUCACAGCACAGAAAGAUAAACUGAAAAACAUGUCCAACAAUGAAAAGCACCAAUUAUACACACGUUCUGAAGAAUUAAUGUUGUUAAAAAAGCCCGUGCUGCCAGAGAGCGUGAUGUCAAGGAAACAUCUUUUGACCAAACACAGGAACUCUGAUGUGGAGGUGGAUCCCGACACAGUCGCUUCGCGUCUCUGCUUGUCUAACAGUAACCGGGAGAUAUCGUGGAGUGACAAGGACCAAGCUCAUCCUCAUCACGUCAACAGAUUCACGUUCUAUCCUCAGGCUCUUUGUAGGAAGGGCCUCGAGGGGAACCACUACUGGGAGGUGGAGUGGGACGGUGGCAUUGUUGACGUGGCUGUUUCAUACAAAGGGAUUAAUAGAAAGGGGUCAGGGAAAGACUGCUGUUUUGGCCACAAUCAUCUGUCCUGGAAAUUAACCUGCUCUUCUUCUGGCUGCACCUUUUGGCACAAUAGUCUCCAUAAAGGCAGAAUUUCUGCGGCUGAUUGUCGCAGAGUCGGUGUACACCUUGAUUGUGAAGCAGGAGUGCUGGUUUUCUACAGUGUCACUGACUCUGACAGGCUGACGCUGCUGCACCAAAUCCAGAACACCUUCACUGAACCGGUCUACCCUGGGUUUUCUGUUGAUUUAGGUGCAACACUGAAAAUAUGCAAAAUCUAAGCCCAUUUACAGUUUUGCAUACAUACAGUAUGUGUGUAGUAAAUACUGUACAUGUAAAUGUAAAAAUGGCAAGCAACAGAAACAAAAUGUUGUUGUUUGAAUAGAUUUUUCUUCAAUGUUGAAAAACAAGACACAUCUGCUGAUGCCUAUGGAUACAGUGACGUGCCUGGAAUCAUCGUCAUCAGCUUAGGUACAAUGACUGUGAGUCCCCUCUUUUCAACCAUAGCCAUCUUGAGGCCCUCUCUGCUGCUUUGGUGGAACUGCGGAUUGCUCUCCUCCUUCUCCUUCAGUGCCCAUCUUACUAAAGGCUCUUGUCAGAGACUGCCCCGUAAAGCCCCAACAUCCUCCACUGGGAGACAUCCUGCCUUCUGGCAGCUGCUUACCAGCUCUUUCAACGGCCUCUUCUAGGCGGUUUCCCAUGGUACUGCCAGCUGCCAACAAGCACCACCUGCUUGGUGGACUCAGAGAUAACUAUGUCAGGAUGCAAGGUGGUAGCUGUGAUGUGGAUGGGGAACGUGGCUGUUGUUACUGCCUUGGCAGCUUUUGGCUGUUCCCCUGCCUUAAUGAAGUUGAUCUUCUGCCUGGUGGGUCUGGUCUUCUUCUCCCACUUGACACUCGUGCUGAUGGCUUCAGCGAUGGCCUUGAGAACUUGGUCAGAAACUGGAUCCCAGGUCACUCUCCUUACCACUACACUUUGUUAGUAAGUAGUAGUAUCUUCUUUAAUGUAUCUUUGUUUUUUGUAAAUUUGCAAAAUGCAAGUUUCACUGUAUUUCAUACAGACUAUUAAAAUAACUCC